AUGGAUGCCUGUGCGUCAUAUAACUUGCCACUCCGCCUGCAGGCGCCGAUAAAGACAACAUCCGCUGACUCUGCGUCCCGAGGAAGGCGUGAACAUCGCAGCUUCUCUGGUACAGCAACCAAAGAAAGCGCAUCUGGAGCUGCAGAAGACACUGUUGGAAUUAGAAAUAACAGUAAGAGUGACUCGGCAAGCGUGGCAAAGAAAUCUCCCACAAUUGUGAACGCAGAUGACACAACAGCAGAUGCAAUCGGAAGCCCGGUUGCACCUGAUAAAUCUGUCUCUGGGGGUUGCAGCGACGGCGUUGCACCACGUGUAGAUGGCACACAUUCAGACGUGUUAUCGGUGCCUUCCAAGCCUGACACUGCCCCCAAACGUCGUAAAGCGUCCGGCAAGUCUAGUACAGUUGACACUGUACCAUCCGCCGGUAAACGUGCUAAAAGUAAAGUUGUGAAACAGUCCUCAACAUCUGACACCGAAUUGAAAUCCGACUCAGUUGUGGAUAAUGGUGCGGUUGAGCCAUCUGUCACAGAAGCUCAGGCACGUGCGUUGGAUGCUGCGUUCGAGCUGAGCGAAGGCGAGUCGCUGGACUGGAACAACAAGCAACUGUGCAAGGUCUCUCAUCGCAAUUUCCUAUUGUACGCCUACAAUCAGCUCGACAUGGCAACAGUUGUGAAAAUAACGAACCAGGUGCUUGCGGCGUAUCAGACCCUGCCCCGCCGUCGCAAGGCUUCUCAGCGGCGUCAAUACGUGCAACGUUUUCUGCGCUGCAUUCGGAAGCAUAAGCCGCUGGAAGAUCAUCGACAGCUAGCGCGUUGGCUGCUGCGGUGUAUCGAUCUGCUAACGUGCGACGAUCUGUAUUCAAUGUUGCGGGUUCGCCAUAUCCUGAACUACGACAACUCGUUUGAGACGUUUCGUGCCUCUUUUGGCAUGGAGAAUUUCGAAUCGUUCUCCAACGUGCGCACGAGCAAGGUGCAACAAGACAAGCUUAUUGGAGAGAAGGCGUUGAAGAGUCGCACCGCGCAGCGCAACCUUCUGAUGCGGCACCUGAAGAUCAACAAGUUCCGUUUUCUGAAGGAUCAGAACGUCACGAAAGCAGUCUACGAGGCUAACAUCGACUGGGUUGAUGUCGGGGUAUCCACUGCAUCAUUAGAGCCCGAACGGUUUGCCUUCGUUUACAAUCUACCGUUCAUCGAACACGGAGAAUUGAAUGCAGCGCUGCAUGAGGUAUUGACUCGCUUUUCAAAGGUGAGGCGCAUCGACAUCUUCUCUGAUCGGCUUCCGCCCCUGACCACGCUUGUAAAACGUUCAGCGGUUGCGCGUAACUCCGCUCCCCCGCCGCGUGACAAAUACUCGCCACUAUACGCAUUAGUGGAGUUCGAGAGCAAGGCGGAUCGUGACUACAUUUGCGACGAACACAUUCGUGUUUUCGGCUUGCUAUGUUGUGGUCGCGUGGUGUACCCCGAGUUCGCGGAACGGAAGCACAGUCUGUUGACUGCCAUAUGUCCUCCAUUCAGGCGCAUGGCUGACGCACUGCAGUUUAUCGCGAAUGCGCUGGUAGAGCAGCCAGUCUCCACCAGUGCCGAAUCCGCAUUUACGGAUCAUCUCAUAGGACAUCCUUCUACGCAACCCAUCCCUACGGAAGAAUUGGGGGCUAUGCGUACCUCAAAUUUGGCUAGUGAUGGUGUCAAGAUCACCGAGGCAAACGAAGGGGCAAAUGUCGAUGAUGAGCAAACUCAGGCGGAGCCCGAACUCGAAUCGUCAUCUGUCAACGCAGCUUAUGCUACUACGGUUCCGAGUCAAUGUCGAAUAACACCAUCUUCGAAAAGGAAGCAUGGUACAGCAGGCCAAUCGCCGGUGGUGACCGCGGAUGCAAAUGGCGCUGUCGCAGCCGGCGAGUGGCCUGCAUGCCCUCAACCCGCUCUCGACAAUCACGUGGACUCCUCCAUGCUGGAGAAGCUGCAGAACAAGUCCGCUACGAGUGACAGCAUGGAUCCACAAUGGGUGGUGCUGCGUUUCUCUGACUUCAAGCACGCCUACUUCGCACGGCUGCGACUGCUCCAGAAGUUCGCCGACGAACCGCGCAGCCUCGUAUCAUUCGAUACUAAGCGCUCCAUCUUCCACAACGGUUGGUUAACGUCAGCUGUGGAGUGUCGUUAUUUUCGCGCAGGGAAGUACGUCGAUCUUCCGCUGUUCCAGUACAGUCCCCGCACCGAAAACGACCCCUCUGUGGCACGAAUAUCGCAAGGUGUAGUAGAAGAUAACGUCGGCCUGGGUGCCGUUGGCGUGGAAGUUUCUUAG
Messenger RNA from Babesia ovata, 2298 nucleotides. RefSeq lists its product as uncharacterized. NCBI's taxonomy places the organism in Eukaryota, Apicomplexa, Aconoidasida, Piroplasmida, Babesiidae. The record is from RefSeq and is a predicted model, not a curated record. The transcript is spliced from 4 exons. The coding region runs from base 1 to 2298 and encodes 765 amino acids.